UCCCGGAUUUGAGUGAGAGAGAAUCAUUGAACAUUGUGAAGGUGCUAAGCUUUCCCAUUUUGUUUAUUAAAGAUUUUUAUAUGAAGCCUAGUAUGACAUAUGGUGCUGCAAGUGAAUCCUGAUGCCGAUCCUGGUUCAGAUCACGACAAUUCCGCAUAAAUCAGUCUCACCUUGACCUCGGGGGGCAAUAAAACUUCUAACAUUAAAAUAAGGUGUUAGAAUUAAUAGGUCAAAAAAUCUACUAAAAUACAUCAAACUUACCUAAGUCUUUUUAUCACUUAGGAUAAAGCCCACUCAUAAAAAAGACUCCCCCGAAAACACGGCCGAGAAUAUCACCGUUGAACCGCGCCAUUCAGAAUCCCCGGGGAGUCUGUGUCAGUUAGCUAUUUAUCUUCUAUCUUCUAUCACUAGCCUCGGCUUUAAGCAGUAAUAAAUUGAAGCUGAACCCGUCUCAAAAAUAUUCAUUGACUCUCAUCAACCCCUCAUUCACUUUAAACUGUCACCCCACUAUCAUCAUGCCUGAUCAAAUUCUUGACGACAUCUCUCACCGUCGAUACAAUCCCCUCACGGAUUCAUGGCUGCUUGUAUCGCCUCACCGCACGAAGCGACCUUGGCAAGGACAGCAAGAAGCUGCUGUCGCAUCAAAACUUCCAGAAUAUGACCCCAAAUGCUAUCUCUGUCCCGGAAACCCGCGAGCCGCUGGCGACCAAAAUCCGAAUUACGAAAAGACCUUUGCCUUUGUGAACGACUACAGCGCCGUUAAGCAAGAGCAGCCAGAUUAUGAUGCGAAAGCCUCAUCCAAUGAUCUGGAAUCUCUUCUCCUUCAAGCUCAGGGCGUCAAGGGCGUGUGUUACGUGCUCACUUUCUCACCCAAGCACCAUGUAACACUUGCAGACAUGACAGCUGAGGAGAUUGUUCCCGUCAUUGAGCAUUGGACUCGAAUCUACGCCAACCAUCUGACACCGUCAAACCCCCGGGCCGCGGAAGCUGACAAGCUCGCUAUUUCUAUGCCAAAGGACGCUGCACCUUCUCCUGAGGAGCAGUACCGAUAUAUGCAGAUCUUUGAGAACAAGGGUGCGGCCAUGGGAUGCUCUAACCCUCAUCCUCAUUGCCAGGUCUGGACCACCUCGACCAUGCCUGAAGAGCCAGGCAAGGAGCUUGUGCAAAUGACCAAGUACCGAAACCAACACGGUGGUCGAAACCUUCUGGGCGACUACGUGAAGCUUGAGCUUGAAAAGCAAGAACGAGUUGUCUGGGAGAACGACGCUUUUGUGAUUGUAUGCCCGUGGUGGGCUGUGUGGCCUUUCGAGGUUCUUGUUCUUCCCAAGCGACAUAUUCGAUCUCUUCUCGAUUUCAAGCCCGAGGAGCGACUCCAAUUCGCCGAAGCCAUUCAAGAAGUCACCCGGCGAUACGAUAACUUGUUCGAAUGCAACUUUCCCUACAGUUCUGGUCUUCACCAGGCGCCUCUUGACGGAACACCUGAGGAGUUGGAGAGCGCAUAUUUCCACAUGCACUUCUACCCACCUCUGUUACGUUCAGCCACUGUCAAGAAGUUCCUCGUUGGCUACGAGCUUCUGGCCGAGCCUCAGCGUGAUAUCACUCCUGAGCAGGCCACAGUCCGUUUGAGAAAUUGCGGAGGAGAGCUAUAUCGCAAAAGUCUAUAGGCAUAGAGCCCGAGCAUUAAAACAUUAAAAUCUAAAACUUUUUAUCUAAUAACAAGUUGCCGUUAUGCCGAUUCCAGGCAUCUAGUAUUUGCCUGCCAUGUGUAUACUACAUUCACCGCCACUCACCAGUCUCACCAUUUGUCGCCUGAUUUAGU
Molecule: messenger RNA, 1819 nt
Organism: Fusarium odoratissimum NRRL 54006
Lineage: Eukaryota; Fungi; Ascomycota; Sordariomycetes; Hypocreales; Nectriaceae
Product: galactose-1-phosphate uridylyltransferase
Exons: 4
Coding region: 516-1664 (382 amino acids)
Biological process (GO): beta-D-galactose catabolic process via UDP-galactose, Leloir pathway
Cellular component (GO): cytoplasm
Molecular function (GO): zinc ion binding; UDP-glucose:hexose-1-phosphate uridylyltransferase activity
Source: RefSeq, a predicted model, not a curated record